UGUGGCUGCUGCUGCUCAGUCUCAGAAAUAGCAUCUUGUUUGCUGAUAUCGUGGGCUUCACCAGUCUGGCGUCUCAGUGUACGGCGCAGGAGCUGGUCAAACUCCUCAAUGAGCUCUUCGGCAAGUUUGACGAGCUGGCCACGGAGAAUCACUGCCGGCGCAUCAAGAUUCUGGGCGACUGCUAUUACUGUGUGUCGGGUCUGACGCAGCCCAAGACGGACCACGCUCACUGCUGUGUGGAGAUGGGUCUGGACAUGAUCGACACCAUCACGUCGGUCGCCGAGGCGACAGAGGUGGACCUCAACAUGCGUGUGGGUUUGCACACGGGUCGUGUUCUCUGUGGUGUGUUGGGUCUCAGGAAGUGGCAGUAUGACGUCUGGUCCAAUGACGUGACCCUGGCCAACAUGAUGGAGGCUGGAGGUCUGCCUGGGAAGGUGCACAUCACACGCUCCACUCUGGAGUGUCUGAAUGGAGAUUAUGAAGUGGAGCCGGGAAACGGCAGAGAGAGACAUGCGUUUCUGCUCAAACACGACAUCGAGACCUUCUUCAUAGUGCCAUCUCACCGCAGGAAGAUAUUUCCUGGUCUGAUCCUGUCAGACAUCAAACCUGCCAAAAAGAUGAAGUUUAAGACGGUGUGUUACCUACUGGUGCAGCUCAUGCACUGCCGCAAGAUGUUCAAGGCUGAGAUUCCCUUCUCUAACGUCAUGAACUGUGAGGAUGGGGACAAGAGGAGGGUGCUGCGCUCUGCACCGGAGAAGCUCAGGAACCGUACCCCGACCACAGCCUCUGCGCCUCAGAGCAGUCCGGGAACGCGAGUGAACCGUUACAUCAACCGGCUGAUCGAAGCCCGGCAGACGGAGUCUGACACGGCGGAUCUGAACUACCUCACACUCAUGUACAGAGACUCAGAGCGAGAGCGCCGGUAUCAUCAGUUGAAUGACGAGUACUUCACUGGCGCUGUGGUUCUGUCGCUGCUCCUGGUGGUUCUGCUGGGCUUCCUCUACCUGCUCAUCAUCCCACAAGGGACUGUGGUGCUGGUGCUGCUGGUCUUCUGCAUCUGCUUCCUGGUCGUGUGUAUCAUGUACCUGCAUAUCACUAGAGUUCAGUGUUUUCCAGGGUGCCUCACCAUACAGAUCCGCACCGCUCUGUGUGUGUUCAUCGUGCUCUUAAUAUACGCCGUGGCCCAGGCCUGUGUGGUGGGCUGUAUGCCGUGGCUCUGGCCCUCGAACUCCACGCGCUCCAUCGUGAUCAUCGACGCGGCGGCGGGCCUGAACCGCACCAUGGCGGAGCUGCCGUGCGCAGGCGCUCAGUACGCCUUCCUGUGCUGCAUGCUGGGAACGCUGAGCAUGGCGCUGUUCCUGCGGGUCUCCUGGAUCCCCAAGAUGAUCCUGCUGCUGCUGCUGCUGGUGCUCUACAUCACCAUCCUGGAGCUCAGCGGAUUCAGACGCGCCUCUGGCUGGGCUCUGUUGAGUGUUCGGGGUCUGGAGCCGCUUCUGUCUCUGCUGCUCUUCUCCACUGCUGUGGCUCUUCACUCCAGACAGCUGGACCUCAAACUGCGGCUGGACUUCCUGUGGGCCACUCAGGCAGAGGAGGAGAGAGACGGCAUGGAGAAAGUCAAACUGGACAAUAAGAGGAUCCUGUUUAAUCUGCUUCCUGUGCACGUGGCUCAACACUUCCUGCUGUCCAACCCCAGAAACAUGGAUCUGUACUAUCAGUCGUAUGCUCAGGUCGGGGUUCUGUUCGCAUCCAUUCCCAACUUCAACGACUUCUACAUCGAGCUGGACGGAAACAACAUGGGCGUGGAGUGUCUGCGGCUGCUCAAUGAGAUCAUCGCUGACUUCGACGAGCUGAUGGAUAAAGAGUGUUAUAAAGACAUCGAGAAGAUCAAGACCAUCGGCAGCACCUACAUGUCAGCGGUGGGGUUGGUGCCCACCAUUGGAACCAAGGCCAAGAAAUCCACGGCCACUCACCUGAGCACCAUAGCAGACUUCGCCAUCGAGAUGUUCGACGUUCUGGAUGAAAUCAACUAUCAGUCUUACAAUGACUUUGUGCUGAGAGUGGGUAUUAAUGUGGGUCCAGUGGUGGCAGGUGUGAUCGGGGCUCGCCGGCCGCAGUACGACAUCUGGGGGAACACAGUGAACGUGGCCAGCCGGAUGGACAGCACAGGUGUGCCUGGAAAAAUACAGGUGACAGAGGACGUGUACCGUCUGCUCCAGAACAACUAUGACCUGAUGUGUCGUGGCAAUGUCAGUGUAAAGGGCAAAGGUCAGAUGCUCACCUACUUCCUGGAGGGAAAAGCGCAGGAUCCGGGGAUCCGAGCGCCGCACCACACGGGCGGGCUGGAGCGCAGGGUUCAUGCCAUCGCCCGCACCAGCAGCACGCAGACCAAAGCCGGCAGCGUCUCCUCUGCAACAUCCGGCCUGGCGGUGAGAGUCGGCCUGAGCAGCAGUUUCCACGGACCCCACGGACACAGCAACACCACCAAUGUGCCUACAGUAGGGGAAGAGGAGGAGACCAAAGAGCAGGAGGUGUAGGGCGGAUCGAGCACUGCGAAGACAUGC
This is a messenger RNA of Danio rerio (zebrafish), 2561 nucleotides long. RefSeq names its product adenylate cyclase 1b (gene adcy1b). Lineage: Eukaryota; Metazoa; Chordata; Actinopteri; Cypriniformes; Danionidae. Gene Ontology annotation, cellular component: membrane; plasma membrane. The record is from RefSeq and is marked provisional. Gene Ontology annotation, molecular function: magnesium ion binding; adenylate cyclase activity; phosphorus-oxygen lyase activity. Gene Ontology annotation, biological process: adenylate cyclase-activating G protein-coupled receptor signaling pathway; cAMP biosynthetic process; cyclic nucleotide biosynthetic process.